UGUCGUGGCGUUUGCUGGCGUACCCAAACUUCCCACAGUCAUAACAUAAUCGAUACUAGUUUCUAUUUUAUUUGGUCUGAAUUUGUUUUCUUACAGAUUACAUACACCACCGUACAGUGUUACCUUCAGCGGGUCAAGAUGAGGCGUUCCGGUUUGGGUGAAGGAGGCUCUGGGAACUAUGUAGCAAGUGGAUACAGUGUGUAUGAAGAGGAAAACGAACACCUACAGGAGGGACUGCGAGCUAAAGUCAGCGCUUUGAAAAGUCUGUCUAUCGAUAUUGGAACGGAGGUGAAAUACCAGAAUAAAAUGCUGGAUGAAAUGGACACAGACUUUGACUCAACAGGCGGACUGCUUGGUGCCACCAUCGGCAGAGUUAAGCAGUUGUCCAGAGGCAGCCAGACCAAACUGUUGUGCUACAUGCUGCUCUUUUGCCUUUUUGUUUUCUUUGUCCUGUACUGGUUCAUCAAGCUGAGGUGAUAGAAGGACCUUGCCACACUUGAUCCUUAAACUCCACAUCUUCCUCUCCUCUUCCUCAUCUGUGCCACACCGAUGCAACUCAAAACUAGACCAACAUAGUGAUGAUGAGGAAAGACAGGGAUUCUCACUUUUACAGAUGCCCAUGUGUCUGUAUUUCAUAGAAUGACCCCAGAUUUGAGUCGUGAAAGGUCUCUUACCGAAGCUGAUUGAUGGAGGCCCAAAAAGUAAAAAGGGGUCUGAGAUGAUUAAUGUCAGUGUGAAGUAGGAAGUAUGUAAAUCUGAAGUAGACACUGCCACUAUAUUGUAUGUACUUGAUAUCAGGCCGAUUGAGAAGAUGAGACAGAAUAUUAAAUACGAAACAAUGUACAAGAUAAUACUGUGUCAUAAAACCUUAAUGCAGUAGUGGUCACAUUGUAUGAUAGAACAGUGAUGAAAUGGCAAGUCUGUAGAUGCAGCCAAAGUUUAAAGUGUUAUAAGUGAUUAAGUUAUAGAAUGAUACCUGCAACAAAUAAUCAAGCAUAUUUGCUUUAAAGAAUGAAAGCAUAUACUAGAGCAUUUGGCAUCCACAUUAAAUGAACAGUCGUGUUUAUCAUUUAUUGUUUUAACUUUGUUGUAAAAAAUGUUUCUUAAUGUAAAUAAACAAAUUUUAUGCUCUUCA
Messenger RNA from Chelmon rostratus (copperband butterflyfish), 1135 nucleotides. It is a transcript of the gene bet1, whose product is annotated as Bet1 golgi vesicular membrane trafficking protein. The transcript has 4 exons. Gene Ontology annotation, cellular component: SNARE complex; Golgi trans cisterna. Gene Ontology annotation, molecular function: SNAP receptor activity. The record is from RefSeq and is a predicted model, not a curated record. Gene Ontology annotation, biological process: endoplasmic reticulum to Golgi vesicle-mediated transport; vesicle fusion with Golgi apparatus. Bases 139 to 477 code for a protein of 112 amino acids. Lineage: Eukaryota; Metazoa; Chordata; Actinopteri; Chaetodontiformes; Chaetodontidae.